GGAGGAGGUAUGGCUCAACUGAGCGGCCUCUGUAAAUAUUCAGAUCAGAUUAACGCUGGUAUAAAAAAAAGACAGAGACAAUGCUGUGAUCUGCUGGAAUGUUUUCGUGUAUUCACAGAAACGAUCCCCGAGGGUGUGUUUGUUUGUUUCUUCUCACGCCCUCGUCCUCCUGAAACAUGUAUGACAUUUAAAUCGACAGAGAAAUCCCUCUGAGUGGCCAUCAGAGUGCAAUGUAACAAGAUCCACCCUGGUGAACCUGAUAGUGCUGGUCAAGCUCAGCAGGGUCAUUCUGAGGCCUCGCAUGUGAAUCAGGUGAACUGAAGGGGUCUGUCCCACACAAAAUACAUCUGUAAAACUACCAGAGCAGAUUUCCUAUGUUUUAUUCUAUGGAGAAGAAGAACAUGUUUUUUUUGACUCAGCUGGAGGCCGCCCCGCUCCACAGAGCCCUGUGUGGCUGUCAGCUGGGGGGUGGGGACAUGUCCUGUAUUUACUACAAGACAAGUAAACCAGUUCUUCAAGUGGCUGUUGAUCUUUAAACCUGGGUGCAAAUAAAUUGUCCAGAACACUCAGGACUGCAUUCAGAGAGAGGCACGUCCUCUUCAGCGAGAGUGCACAGCGGCCUCCCACCCACAGGAACCUGCCAUGGCGCUGCGCCCACGGGCUUCCUCUCAGCCGGGGAAACUUUCCUUCCUCCAGAGUCCCAAGUUGGCUUCGGUGCUUCGGCCGCGGGCUGCUUCCUCGCGCUCGGGCUCCAUGCUGGAGGAGGAGCUGUCCUGUCCCGUUUGCUGUGAGAUCUUCAAGGAACCCGUGGUGCUGAAAUGCAGCCACAGCUUCUGCCGGGCCUGCCUGCAGCAGUUCUGGAACAAGAAGAAGGCCAGGCGUGAGUGUCCCGUCUGCAGGAGUAAGUGCUCUCUGACGGAGCCCACUGUCAGCCUGGUGCUGAAGAACGUGGCUGACACCUUCCUGAAGGAGCAGGAGCGCAAGACGGCCAUCGGCGGGAGGGGGUCAUGGGCCGGUGGCACGGGGCCGGAGGAGGCAGGGAUGGUGGAGGAGAAAUGCAUCAUUCAUGGGGAAGUUCUCAAGCUCUUCUGUCUUGAUGACUUUGAGGUGCUGUGCUGUGUGUGUCACACGUCCAAGAAGCACCAGGGACACAGAGUGUGUCCGCUGGAGGAGGGGGCGCAGGACCUCAAGGCCGAGCUGAAGAAGGAUCUGAUCCCUCUGAAGAAAAACCUGCGUCACCUGUAUCAGGCCAAGCAGGAGUUUGAUGACACAACUGUCCACAUCAAGAACCAGAUUCAAGCCACAGAGAAGCAAAUCAAGGAGGAGUUCGAGCAGCUCCGCACGUUCCUGCAGAAGGAGGAGGCGUCACGUCUGGCCGCCCUGCAGCAGGAGGACGAGGAGAAGAGAGAGCUGGUGAAGAGGAAGUCCGACGGCAUCACCAGAGAAAUCCUCACCUUCUCUCACGCCGUCAUCGCCAUCGAGAACGAGAUCGCGUCCAGCGAUGCGCUCUUCCUUCAGAAUUACAUCAACAUAAAGAAAAGAGCACAGAUUCCACAGAAGGACCCAGAAAAAGUGACGGGCGCUCUUGUGAAUGUGGCCAAACAUGUCAGCUCCCUCAAAUAUAAUGUGUGGGAGAAGAUGGUGGAGCUGGUUCACUACACACCCAUCACCCUGGACCCGAACACUGCCUACUCCUGGUUGGCCCUCUCCUCAGACCUGACCCGCGUGGCCAACAGUGGAUGCCUGAAGCAGCUGCCGGACAACAACGAACGCUUUGGCCACUUUGUGUUCGUGCUGGGCUCGGAGGGCUUCACCUCAGGCCGCCACGCCUGGGAGGUGGAGGUGGGCGACAAGGUGGACUGGAUGCUCGGGGUGGUCAAGGAGUCCAUCGACAGGAAGGGCCGCAUCUCGGGCUGUCCCGAGGGCGGCUUUUGGAUGAUCUCGCACUACGAGGCCGAGUACGCGGCCAUGACGAGGCCCAGCACCCCGCUGCACCUGCAGGGCGAGCUGACCCGAGUGAGGGUGCAGCUGGACUAUGACUCCGGGGAGGUGACCUUCUCCAACCCUGUCAGCAUGACGCCCAUCUACACCUUCACAGGCUGCUUCACUGAGAAGAUGUUCCCCUUCUUCUGCCCCGGCGCCAACAUCAACGGGAAUAACCCCAACCCCCUGAAGAUCUGCCCCGCCAAAGUGGCCGUGUGGAACAGUGCGACGUGGUGAUGUGAUGAGAACCUUAGUGUACUAGAAAUUUAAGAAAGUGCAAAUCAAGUGAUUUAGGCAGAUGAUGUCAGUGCAUGUUGGUGUGUAAAAUGAGCACGGUACAAGCAGAGUGAUCAGAAUGAUAACUGGUUUAUUUUACUGGGGUUCAUUCAGCGUUAAGAAACAGGAUGGUUUAAAUGCAAUAAUCGAGGUAAGUUUGGUUUUAAAUCAGUUAGUAAAACAAACUCCUGCACAGACUCUGGCUCCAUAUUCCGUCCUCGAUACAAGAUGGCAGCGCUCAUGUCCGGGAUGUUUUAGCUUCACUUCUGGAAAGUGGCAGGAGUUGAAAAUACAGGCUAUGGUUCAGACUGGUUUCAGGUAAAAGACUCAUUAGGGCUGAGAAUCAAAACAUUUUUUUAAAAUCUGCUCCGAGCAAACAAAGUGAACUGAACACCAGAAUCUGUGAAUGUGAACAAAGCCCAAGAAAUGUGUCACCAUGAGAACUGAUCAGAUUCUAAGUUUGUGUUGGUUUCAUAAUAAUUUAAUAAUAACUGCUACAGCUGCAUGUUCACUAUUUUCAGUGACUGUGUGAUUGUGUGACUGCACAAACUUCCAACCACUGUGUGUGUGUGUGUGAGAAAACAUGAAUUCCUGCAACAUGACGUUAGUAUUGUGCUUCUCAGUUAAUAAAGUGAAUGAUUUCUG
Messenger RNA from Hippoglossus stenolepis (Pacific halibut), 2904 nucleotides. RefSeq names its product tripartite motif containing 35-12 (gene trim35-12). Bases 643 to 2220 code for a protein of 525 amino acids. The record is from RefSeq and is a predicted model, not a curated record. NCBI's taxonomy places the organism in Eukaryota, Metazoa, Chordata, Actinopteri, Pleuronectiformes, Pleuronectidae. Gene Ontology annotation, molecular function: protein binding; ubiquitin-protein transferase activity; zinc ion binding. The transcript is spliced from 6 exons. Gene Ontology annotation, biological process: protein ubiquitination.